ACGAAUGAGAGCGCUCAGCUGGUUCCCAGAGCCGAGGCGCCCGUUUCCAGUUCUCCUCGGACGGCUGAUGCUGCUUAGACGCCCGUCCCAGGCGCCCUUUCUGCCACCGCCCCUCCCCGCGUGUCAUGAGCUUUCCUAAAGACUCUUCUCGACGGUUUUGGGAAGCCCCGACUGAUCUGACCAUGGUGAUCUCCGCCGCCUUGGGCCCCGGUAUUGCCCGCCUCUUUUACUACCCGACCCUUCUGUACACGCUGGUGCGGGCGCAGCUGCCUGGCUCGCAACGGCCGUGGUUCAACCGCAUCGACCGCGCGGUGGUCUUGGGGGCCCUCCCACUGCGGGGACACUGCCGCCAGUUGAUAGAACAAGAGAAUAUCCGAGGAGUACUCACCAUGAAUGAAGAGUAUGAGACUCGCUUCCUAUGCUGCUCUCCAGAAGAAUGGGAGGCAAUGGGUGUAGAACAAAUGCGUCUUAGCACUGUGGACUUGACUGGAAUCCCUUCACUAGAAAAUCUACAGAAAGGUGUCAAAUUUGUAUUGAAACAUCGUGAAUGUGGAAACAGUGUCUAUGUGCACUGCAAAGCUGGACGCAGUCGCAGUGCCACCAUGGUUGCUGCUUAUUUAAUUCAGGUCCAUCACUGGACUCCUCAGGAAGCAAUUGAAGUCAUUGCUAAGAUUCGUCCUCAUAUCAUUGUUCGUCCUAAACAGCUGAAGUUAUUAGAGGAUUUUCAUAAGACUGUAACUGAUGAAAGUCACAGCAGAAGCCGACAGAUGCAAAACACCAACUACCACAGAAUAAGCAAAGAGACAAAAAGUCACUGAAAGAUAUUCAGGAUUCUCCUCUGAAAACAUAUGGUUCCUAAUUUAUUGUUUAGGAGCAAGUUAUCAGUCAGUGUUUCUAUUCUUGUAGAAUAAGAGUUUUAAUUACUGCCUGCUUUGCAAUCAAUAGGUGAGCAU
Messenger RNA from Thamnophis sirtalis, 953 nucleotides. RefSeq names its product protein tyrosine phosphatase mitochondrial 1 (gene PTPMT1). Gene Ontology annotation, biological process: protein dephosphorylation. The record is from RefSeq and is a predicted model, not a curated record. NCBI's taxonomy places the organism in Eukaryota, Metazoa, Chordata, Lepidosauria, Squamata, Natricidae. Gene Ontology annotation, cellular component: mitochondrion. Gene Ontology annotation, molecular function: phosphatidylinositol-4,5-bisphosphate 5-phosphatase activity; phosphatidylglycerophosphatase activity; phosphoprotein phosphatase activity.